Molecule: messenger RNA, 930 nt
Organism: Marchantia polymorpha subsp. ruderalis
Lineage: Eukaryota; Viridiplantae; Streptophyta; Marchantiopsida; Marchantiales; Marchantiaceae
Source: the annotation of a GenBank genome assembly
GGGCGCACUCUCUCUGCUCGUUGCCGUUUGCUUGAAUCAUCGUGCUUGCUCUCGUUCGUGAAUCCACCAUGGCGGUCGCAGCUGUGGCACCCGUGGCUGUACAGCCAGAGGUUAAACUUUUCGGAAGAUGGUCGUUCGAUGACAUUGAAAUCAAUGACAUCUCCUUGGCCGAUUACAUCGCUGUUUCGGUCGACAAGCACGCCACCUUCGUGCCCCAUACCGCCGGAAGGUACUCGGUCAAGCGUUUUAGAAAGGCCCAAUGUCCGAUUGUGGAGCGAUUGACGAACUCUCUCAUGAUGCACGGCCGCAACAACGGUAAGAAGCUCAUGGCAGUUCGCAUCGUCAAGCACGCCAUGGAGAUCAUCCACCUGCUGACCGACCAAAACCCUAUUCAGGUCAUCGUCGACGCCAUCAUCAACAGCGGUCCCCGCGAGGAUGCCACCCGUAUUGGAUCUGCUGGAGUCAUUAGAAGGCAGGCUGUGGAUAUCUCACCUUUGAGAAGAGUGAACCAGGCCAUCUACCUGCUCACGACAGGUGCUAGGGAGAGCGCUUUCAGGAAUAUCAAGACCAUCGCCGAGUGUUUGGCAGAUGAGUUGAUCAAUGCUGCUAAGGGUUCUUCUAACAGUUACGCCAUCAAGAAGAAGGACGAGAUUGAGCGUGUCGCUAAGGCCAAUCGUUAAGGUUUUAAUUGUACUAAGGACCAGGUAUAUAUAUAUUUCCUUAUCACGGAUGCAAGGAAGAGUAGCCACGGAAUGACGAAGACUUCAAUUCUAGCUGGCGAAGAAGUGGUGGAUGCGACCCUGACUCCAAGUUACUCCGUUUUACCUGGGGUGGGAAAAGGGAUCUUGAUUUUGUAUUGACAACUACACAAUUGUGCACUUCGAGGCGAAAUUUCAAUUGAUACACUGUUUCAGGUUUCUUGCGAACCAA